CCAUAAAGGAACAAGGAUGGUGAAGGAUGGAGAAGAUUGACACGGAUUACAAACAACGAAUUUGAGAAAUGCUCUGUUGUCAUUCAGGGACCAUCCACCCCAUGAACUUCUCGAUGCGCCCUCGGUCUCCUCUUUUCCGCGCUCUUUGCUCGGGUCAGCUCGGGUUAGCUCGGGUUUUUAACGUCGUGGUUUCCGUUCAGAGCUCGACUGGAAGGCUAUUCUAUCCAUCUCAAUGUAUUUCCGUCCACAUCGAACGAGUGAAAACUCGAAUUGUUAUCAUCGGAAAAGGGGAUCUUCGAAAACGCGUCUAAACGUGAAGACUCUUGAAAACGCAACAUUGUCUUUUUAUUUAUCACAAUUUAUGGUAGGUUCAAAAUAUACAUGAAAAAGCGAGGUAAAACGCUCAAAUAUACAAAAACAGGAAAAAAAAGUGAAAAUAAAGUACAUGGCAUCCAAAUCGGAGAGUGUUUCCCAUGGCAUCCAAAAAUAUGUGUCGAACAAAAACGAAGCUAAGGACAGUUAAAACUAAUUGAUAACAACAAUGUGGAACAAGAGGGAUUUGCUCAACCUCUUUCCCAGGGUCUCUCAUCUUUCCGCCCUACUAGAGGCCGGGAAGACGAAAGACCCUGGGAACGAGAUCGUGAUUUAUGUUUGUGGCCAUGUGUACACGCUCUCUUUUAAAACCGGGUUAGUGUGGACGGGACUUUAGAAGACCAAAGAUCGUCGCUUGUUUUCGUAAUGGCCCAUUCCCUCUAUGAGACGCGCCUGCAGGGAAUCAUGGUAGUUGUAUUCAUCGUCUUGGACUGGAAAUUUGUUUUGAUGAAUACAACUACCAUGAUUCCCUGCAGGUGCGUGUUAUUUUGGUAAUGGCCAUCGAACUCUUUUGCGUGUUUUCCUUGGCUUCGUUAUUCACUUUGCGUGUAUUAAUGAGGUCAAAAUUAGUAUGACUAGUUAUACUUCUCGAAACACGUGUACAGUAGAGACAGUAAGAAGGCUCUCAUUUUAAUGGAGACUUCACAAGUUCAGAGCAAAGGAAAGAACAGUAUUUUCUGCUGAAUUUGUUCAUCAUAAUAUAAAGAAAAGGGCGAAAAGGCGGAAAAAAUUUAAACUGACCACAUGAAACGUAACUGAAACUUGUAUUAUCUUUAAUGUGUUUACUUUAGCAAAAGCCUGGGAUAUGUAAACAAUUUCACCUGUUUAUUAACCAAACAUGCAUUAUUUAUGUUUUUGGAACACUGACUUCUGCCUAAAAGAUUUGACUAUGAGGAUCUUCCAGCGAAACAAACAUGAAAUGUAUUUCACUGUUUUGUCCCAGUUGUUUAGGUUUUGUGAAGAUUAUUGUGGUUGUAGGUUUUCUGUAGCAAUUAUAAUAGAGAAAUCGACCAGCCCUUUUCCAGUAAUUAAUAUAUGAUAUUUAAUUUGCUUGUUAAGUCAAUUCUACAUUAAAAGGUUUUGAGUAAAGUAAACACAUAGGAUGGAAGACUAUGGACGCAUCGGCGAUUCAAGAUAAUUUUCCGGUCUUAAAAUACUCCUAAAGAAAAAAAAAAAAGAAACUAAAACGUUUCUGCGCGUAAACUUGAAUGUUCGUUUUAAAAACGAAGUGGAAUUGAUAAUUAUAUUUAUAAAAUACAUGUAAUUACUUUAAGGCCUUUAAAAUUUGCAUUGAGAUAGACUCCGAUGCACAUUCUGUUUACAGAAAGCACAGCUUGUCAUGAAUUAAGAUUCAAAUCACUUAUUGUCAUGGUUAUUUUGGAAAGUGAAUCUUCAUCAAUUUCGUCAAUUUACAUUGUCACGCCUUAAAAAUGCAAUAGUUUCUCUUCUCUGCCACAAAACAAGAGGCAAGUGAAUAAAUGUUUAUUUUACUUAAAAAUGGUCCAGUUUGGAUGUCUCGUUACAUGCAUGAAGCUCAGAAAACCCCAAAUAGGUUUUCCUAUUAAAUUAAGGAUUUACAUUCAAGUAAAUUAGAACUCAUUUCUAGAAACCUACUCAAAGUCGGUUAACUUAAAAUCAGUUAGUUCGAUUCCGAUUUAGGAGUAAGUUAAAAUUUUCAAAAGCUGAAUUACGUUAUUAAAGAACAAUGACAUUUAUCAUUUUUACCUGUUUCUUAAGAGGGGUAGGCUCGUUAUCGAGUGUUACUAACGAGCUAGUAUAAUACAGAAAUUUGUAUAGGCUAAGUUUUGUAUAUUGCGGCUAAGCAAUCUCAAGUUUACGUUUUCAAGUCGCUUUAAUAAGAAAUCUAAUCUGACCGGCAGGUGUACAUGCAUUUAAACUUCCGGUAAAUGAAUAGGAAGCUCGAGUCUUCUCAAAGUGUUGUCCGUGAAGUUAAAGGAAAGAAAAUCUUCCAACAAGGAAACAUGAACAACUCCAGCAUCGGCAACUUUGAGGAUCAAUCAACACAUUGUCCUAUCGCGUCAAAGACAAUCACAGUAGUAAUUUCCUUGGUUAGUAUUUUAGCCAUUGUCGGCAAUGUUCUGGUUACAUUGGCUGUUCUGAUGAAAGCCUCUCUUAGAACCAGUACAAACUAUUUCAUCGUGAACAUGGCUGUUUCUGAUCUGCUCUCUGCUUUGACCAACUGGCCUCUGUACGCCACAGAAGGAAUGCUCUCAGGAAAAAGUUCCAUCGAAGGUUCCAUGGCUACGUUCGUUUGCAAGAUGGGAAUGUAUUCCAGAGCUGUUUCACAAGCGGUUUCAGUUCUUAGCCUUGUUUUGAUCGUGGUGGAGAGAUUCGUAGCUAUUGUACAUCCCUUCCACGCUACAAUGCUAACAACCCGUCUCCGGGCGGGUUUGUUGUUAAUCACGUGGAUUUUCCCGCUUUCAGGUGGUUUUCCGUACGUGUGGUUUGCUAAAAUCGUCCAAGACGGGCCUCAAACGUUUUGUAGGUUUUCCUGGGCCAGACUGGAACUCUCUAUAUUCUACACUAUAGGAUUUUUAAUAUUUUACUGUGUGCCGUUUAUCGUGAUAAUUGUACUUUACCGUAGAAUUAUGAAAUCUAUGACACAAGUAGGACCAGUGGAUGAAACUUAUCAAGAAAACAUCAGCGCGCGUAAUAGGCAACAGAACAAGACUGUAAUGAAAGUGUUCAUCUCUAUAGUAACUGCUUUUUUCCUCUGUUGGACACCACUGUGUGUGUAUUUAGUUUUUAGAAUGGCCUUCCCAUCGUUUUUCACCAACGAUUUACGUAAGCUUCGGCUCCAUGUAGGUUUGUUUUUCUACGUUUUUCCAUCUUUAAGCACAGCAGUGAAUCCUAUAAUUCUUUUUGUGUCCAGUUCGCGAUUCUCCAGCGCACUUCGGGAGAUUUUUGGGUGUGUGAAUUGUAAGCCUUCUUGCUACAGUGGAAGGGUUGCACCACAAAGGGAACUUAUUAACCUCCAAGUGGUACAGUGAAUGUUUAAAAUAUAGCGUUAUGCUUUGCGACACUAUUGUCGUAAGCUUCGGCCACAGCUCUUUCGCUUAGAGGACCUCGAAGUAAGAACAAAUGUACCAAAGAGGUAUUCUGUGCUAUUUUACCGCUACCGAGGGAAAUAAUCCUUACAAGACGACUGUUUAAUACACCAACCUAUAAAUGAGCAGAUUCCAAAACGUACAGAAUACAAAUAAAAUAAAUGUCUGGAAUGUUUUUUUUUGCAAAAUCUGUGAACUUCCUGGAUAUUUAGAAUAAUUCUAGAUUUUUAUUUUAAAAAAGCGACAGUUUUGCAAUGUUAUCACGAUUUUUUUGCGAUAUUUGGAAACUUCCUGGAUAUUUAAAAAUUCUAGAUUUUUAUUAAAAAUUUGACAGUUUUGGGAUGUUUAGGCGUUUUACCAUUUUUUUCUCCGGUGAUGUUUAGAAACUUCCUGGAGAGUUAGAACAAUUCUAGAUUUUUAUUUAGAUAAAAGACAGUUUUGGACAGUUUUGGACGGUUUUUUUCUUGCAAUAUUUACAAACUUUCUGCGUAUUUAGAACAAUGGACCAUUUUACAUGUAAAUGCACCUAGUUAGGAUCAGAACAACUUGUUUUACGCAACAAAAGCAGUG
This is a messenger RNA of Orbicella faveolata, 4010 nucleotides long. RefSeq names its product neuromedin-U receptor 2-like. Gene Ontology annotation, cellular component: membrane. Gene Ontology annotation, molecular function: G protein-coupled receptor activity. NCBI's taxonomy places the organism in Eukaryota, Metazoa, Cnidaria, Anthozoa, Scleractinia, Merulinidae. Gene Ontology annotation, biological process: G protein-coupled receptor signaling pathway. The record is from RefSeq and is a predicted model, not a curated record.